GAGUCCAGACAUCUGGCCUCAACUUUAAGGGAGUAAACAAGUUGAAUUUUCUUCCCUACAAAGAUUCUUCUCUUGCGCCAAGUUUCAUCUCUUGUUUGCGAAAUACAAUCACUUUUUUUAAAGCGACAGGGUGUCUAGACACCCACGUGAUGGGGCGCGCCAAUGCGCACUGGAGACCCGGCUAAGAGAAGAGAGCGCCGGGGAGAGACGGAGAUAGCGAGCGAGAGAAGGCGAGGGAAGGCGAGGGAAGGGCGCGCAGGCAGUCCGCCUCUUUCCGGAAGAUCGCAUCACCUUCUACUACACUUGCAACUAGUUGUCUUUUUUUGCCAGGCAGUGUAACUUAAUUUGAAAGAGGUCGGGAAAAAUAUACAAGUCAUAUUUUAAUACCCGUACUAUUCCAUCGGAAAGCGAAAAAUUCAGUGCAUGUAUCUUUUUUUUUCCUUCUUCAUGUGGUAUAUCGCGGAAUAGCUUCUGCUCAGGGUGUUGGAUCUAUCCGGACCCCAUUGGUUCCUCGAAAUAAUAAGGUCUAAUGAUUGACGAGAAGCUCGCAACUGGCAGAGGGAUAUGUUACUUGGAGGAAAAUAGAGAGGAAGACGGACACGGCAGAAGCUCAGCUUAGCUAUUGCCCUGCACUCUUCGCAACUGGAUCAAGGAUUCUGUGGAUUAAAUCUUAAGAAACCCAGGACGACUUUGGCUUUGAAAGGAAACGUUACAUUUUUGCAUUUUUUCCCCCACUGUAGAUUGUCAUUAUAUUCCUCUGCAUGUUACUACUAAUGUCUACCUUCUUUUUCAUGCCAUUGAAAAUUUGAAAUAGUUACAUUUAUUAGGCUUAUAUGCAAUUAUUAGCCUAUGGAACACAAUGAAGAACCUUUUUUUAUUUUAAUAUGUAUUUUAUUAAAUAUGCCAGCUCACAUGUUGUAGCCUAUUAUUUAGGUCGUUUUUUUUUUUUUACCUUAUGAGACAAAGUAAACAUAACCGUGGAUAUAAAGUCCAAGUUUUGUCGUAUUUUUUUUAGUUUUGCAUAUUUUAUUACUGUACUCUGUAUUUUUAUAUCUGCAAGAAUUAACUUUAAAAUAAGGAUACUGGCGUAUGCUACAGAUUGUCUUUGCUGCUCCAAUCCACAGUUUUUCCGUCAUAUUAUUUCAGGCUGUUUGUCGUUGCCUGAACUCGGAUCCCAGAUUCUUCAUGAUUUGCGGACGUCAUGCUCGUUUUUUAGCCGGGAAACCUUCUUUUCGUCCCGCAUGUUUAGGACCAAACGAUCGGGGCUCGUCCGGCGACUCUGGAGGAGCCGUGCGCCCGUCGAUGGCGACGGGGAGGCGAAUACUGGAACCCAUGGAUCCGGGGGCUGUUGUAUGGGGAAGUCGACUAAGGUUUCCAAAUCAAAUCCCGGAAUGGAGGCUGAAUUAAAAUCAUUGACCCAUUCGAUACUGAAAAAAAUUAAGGAAAAACAAUUAGAGGCACUUUUACAAGCGGUGGAGUCGAAAGGGGGAGCAAGGAGCCCCUGUCUUCUGCUGCCAAGCAAAGUGGACUCCAAACUGGGUCAACACACAUAUUCGUUACCUUUGUUGCUCUACAAAGUGUUCAGAUGGCCGGACCUCAGGCAUUCUUCGGAAUUAAAGAGACUAUAUUGCUGUGAAUCGUAUGGAAAAAUUAACCCGGAGCUCGUUUGCUGCAACCCGCAUCACAUGAGCCGGCUGUGCGAACUUGAGUCCCCGCCUCCUCCUUAUUCUCCUUACCCAAUGGACUUUCUUAAACCACCUGACUCUGCAGACGCUUUGCCUACUUCCACCGAAACUGGGGGGAUUAACUAUUCGGCCCCUGCGGGGCUUUCAGAUUCCCAGAGUCACCAGGAGGAACGCACUCCCUGGUGCGUGGUGGCAUACUGGGAGGAGAAGACCCGCGUCGGGCGCCUCUACUCUGUCCAGGAGCCCUCCCUGGACAUCUUCUACGACCUACCUCAGGGGAACGGCUUCUGCCUUGGGCAGCUAAGCUCGGAGAACAAGAGCCAGUUGGUGGAGAAGGUGCGCAGCAAGAUCGGCUACGGCAUCCAGCUGACGCGCGAGCAGGACGGCGUGUGGGUCUACAACCGCAGCUCCUACCCCAUCUUCAUCAAGUCGGCCACACUGGACAAUCCCGACUCGCGGACGCUGCUGGUGCACAAGGUGUUCCCCGGUUUCUCCAUCAAGGCCUUCGACUACGAGAAGGCGGGCAGCCUGCGGCGGCCCAACGACCACGAGUUUUCACAGCAGCCGAGGACCGACUUUACCGUGCAGAUCAGCUUCGUCAAGGGCUGGGGACAGUGCUACACCCGCCAAUUCAUCAGCAGCUGCCCUUGCUGGCUGGAGGUCAUUUUCAGCAACCGGUAGCAGCGGGUUUGACUAAAAUAAGUGGGGAGGGGGGGGUUACACAAUGCAAACCGAGAAGUCGAGUCAGAAUUCAGUGACUAGUUUUAAAUGACGUAGAUUUAAUUAAUAAGAAAAGAAAAAUGUAUUUUAUGUUAUAUAUAUUAUUACUUGUAAAUAUGAAGACGUUUUAUAUACAGCAUUAUUUAUGUAUUGUGCAAUGUGUUCAUGAGAGAGAAAAGAUGCACUUUGCUUAAUAUAAAUGCAAAAAAAUGCCAAAAUUUUAAAAUAAUACCUGAGACACAAGAUUGAUGUUUUUUUUCUAUGGGUUUUCUAACCCAGCUGAAUGUUUUUAAAAGGAGGUUAAUGUUCUGUUCAAAUUAAACCACACCUUUACCUUUA
This is a messenger RNA of Brienomyrus brachyistius, 2744 nucleotides long. Its product is annotated as mothers against decapentaplegic homolog 7-like. The coding region runs from base 1242 to 2366 and encodes 374 amino acids. The record is from RefSeq and is a predicted model, not a curated record. Gene Ontology annotation, biological process: transforming growth factor beta receptor signaling pathway; SMAD protein signal transduction; regulation of transcription by RNA polymerase II. Gene Ontology annotation, molecular function: I-SMAD binding; transcription regulator inhibitor activity. The transcript has 5 exons. Lineage: Eukaryota; Metazoa; Chordata; Actinopteri; Osteoglossiformes; Mormyridae. Gene Ontology annotation, cellular component: heteromeric SMAD protein complex.